AUGGACGAUGAUUUCGACAGCGUUUCCUGGAGAAAUGACCCCGGCAGUGAUGUAUCGCGGCCAACAACAUCGGGAACGGACGCCGAAGACACAGCUCGGUCUGAUCGAGACUUCAAUGGGAAACGCAGGAUGAGCGUGGCUCAAGAAGAGACUCAAGCAGGGCCACUGGCUGAUGCUGUCGACCUGGCUGGCAUCGGAGACGGUGUCUUGGAAUGUGCGGUAGACGCUCCGCUCAAGGAGAACGAUGGAACGAAGGAUGCCUAUAUUUCGUACCUUGUCACAACUCAUACAGAUUUCAAGACCUUUCAGAAACCGGACUUUACAGUCCGCCGGCGAUUUCGUGACUUCUUUUUUCUCUACAAGACCCUUUACCGAGAAUAUCCGGCUUGCGCGGUUCCGCCGUUGCCAGACAAACACAAAGUAGAAAGUUAUGUUACCGGUGAUAGAUUCGGCCCGGACUUUACCCAACGUCGCGCAUGGUCCCUUCACAGAUUCAUCAAGCGCCUAACAUUGCAUCCGGUGCUUCGCCGGGCGCCGUUGCUCGCUAUCUUCCUGGAGUCACCGGAUUGGAAUGCCCAUAUGCGGCUGCACGGAGGUCGCGGUUCCACUAGUACAACGGAUACCUCUGGUGGUAUAUUUGAUAAUUUUGCCGACACCUUUGUUAAUGCGUUCACAAAGGUUCACAAGCCAGAUCGACGAUUUAUCGAAGUGCGAGAAAAGGCCGAUAAAUUGGACGAAGACCUCAAUCAUGUGGAGAAGAUAGUGGCUCGGGUUGCACGGCGCGAGGCGGAUCUUGAAUCGGAUUAUGUUGAUUUGGCGACCCAGUUUCGCAAACUAGUCCCCUUGGAACCGGAGGUGGAAAUGCCACUGCAAGUAUUUGCAGCCUCUGUGGACGAAACCUCGCGCGGCCUGAGAGAUCUCAAAGACCACACGGACCAGAACUAUCUCGGAUCGCUCCGGGACAUGGGGGCAUACAUAUUGUCGUUAAAGACGCUACUCAAAACACGAGAGCAGAAGCAGCUAGAUUUCGAGGCCCUUGUAGAAUACCGCAACAAGGCCGUGUCUGACCGCGAUUCCCUGGUCAACAACCCGUCUUCACAUUAUGCAUCCAACCCACUCACGUCGUCGCCAGCCUCGUUUAUUCGAUCCAAGAUGGAAGAUAUGCGUGGCGUUGAUCAUGAGCAGGCUCGAAGAGAGCGAAUACGCAAGCUGGAACUCCGGAUUGACGAAUUGACGCGAGAGGUUGAUUCUGCAAAGACCACAUCGGAAAUGUUUGACGAAGAAGUUGUGCGUGAGGUGGCUGACUUUGAGCGGAUCAAAGGAGUUGAGUUCCGAGACUCUCUCGGAAGUCUGGCUGAAAGUCAUAUAGAAUUCUAUCAAGGUGUUCUUAAUACCUGGGAACGAUUCAUCUCGGAGAUGGAUGGCGAGGCUGGCGAUGACGGCUUGGGAGGUAGAAGCGAGGGUGCAUCAUGA
Messenger RNA from Talaromyces atroroseus, 1473 nucleotides. RefSeq names its product Sorting nexin-4. Gene Ontology annotation, biological process: cytoplasm to vacuole targeting by the Cvt pathway; autophagy. The record is from RefSeq and is a predicted model, not a curated record. NCBI's taxonomy places the organism in Eukaryota, Fungi, Ascomycota, Eurotiomycetes, Eurotiales, Trichocomaceae. The transcript is spliced from 2 exons. The coding region runs from base 1 to 1473 and encodes 490 amino acids. Gene Ontology annotation, cellular component: phagophore assembly site. Gene Ontology annotation, molecular function: phosphatidylinositol binding.